GAGGAUUUUUCUAAGGGUACCAAAAAAUUCGUUAUAUUUACUAAUUAUUUCUCUCAGUGUACACUGAGAGGAAAAUUUAGUAUAUAUGACCAAUUUUUUGGUAAAUAUUACCAAUUCACUAGUCAUUUUCUACCCUACUAAUCAUUGGUACAUCCUACGAAAAAAAAUUGGUAGACACAAAUGUCAAACAAAACUAUGGUUUGUAGGUCCAGUGUUGGCUCAAUUUUGGCUUCAGUAAUGGCUGAUUUGUUGGCCCUCCAUUGGUUCAAUAUAAUUGAGUAAUAUUAUUUUUAUUUCAAAUAUUUUUGUUCUUAUUAAUAUUCUUAUUCUAUUCUUAUUUUUAUAAAAUAUUGAAAAGUUUUUAGUGCAGGCUUUUAGCGAGUGAAUUGGGUAUCACAGUACUUAAAAGUGUGCUUUUUCGGACACUUGCAAAUUUUGCUGGAUCGCAAAUUGCAUCAACUCGUUCUCAUCUUCGAAGAUUAUUUGACGCCGGAAUUCGGCACCACGUCGUACGUACUCGAACGGGACUUCGAAACAGUAACCCUCGGUAAUUCAUCUCGUACGCUCUUCGCUUUCUUUGAUGGGGCUCACGCUGGUCACGAGUGUCUCCUAUUCGAAUACGUUGCCAAAUAUGAUAACCGCGUUCAACACAUGAAACAGCGUUAUUUCUACAAAAUAGAACGAAUUGCGUAACACAAAUAUUUUAAAAAUAAUUGAGCAUUUACCUAUUUUUACUGGAAAUCCCAAUGGAAGCUGCAUAGUGAAAAAAUCUCUCAGUUUAGCCACAUGCGGAUUGAUCAUUGUGGAUCAAAAUUGGUAGUACAGUCGAAUUUCACUCGAUGCACUAAGCUCUAGCCCAAUUUGUGAAAGACUUUCACUCGUUGGGCUGAACUGUCAAAGUCGAAAAUCGAUCGAGGGUCACACCGAUUGUUUGUUGUUAUGGGAAACGCAGAAAAGUUUUCACACCACUGACGUUUAUUUCAUUCGUGGUUGAGUUUCGUUCUAGGUUGGAUUAAUUGGUAAGUUCUUAAUGAAGUUUGAUAUUAAAAUUAGCGUAGAUUUAAUAUACGUUCAUUUCGAUCGCCAGGCUCAAAAUGGAUGGUUUGCAAGGAUCCAGUACGAACGUUAACCGGAAACGGAGGAGCAAUUUCCUGACGCUGGUGGAGAAGGUUCGCAUAAUUGAAGAUUUUGAAGCAGGAGGUGGUACGCAUGACUUUCUUGGGAAGAAGUACGGCGUAGGAUCUUCUACGGUCACGAGAAUAAUCCAAAAGAAAGAAGCAAUUCGUGAGGCGGUGGACAAGUUCAAGGAAUAUGGUGUAAAUAAUCGAAAAACAUUGAAAGAGCAGACGUUCCCUUUGCUGGAAGAAGCUCUUUACAUCUGGAUUUUACAGCAGCGGCAGUCCAACAUUUUGUUGACAGUGGAUAUUCUUAAAGCAAAGGCGGAGCUGCUGUUUAAGAUGUUCCAGGACCGGGGGCUCUAUGCGGUGCACGGUUUUUCUGCUUCGGAUGGCUGGAUGCAUCGUUUUAAGCAGCGGUUUGGAUUGCGCGUGAAAGCCGUAACAGGAGAAAAGGCAUCGGUAAACGUUGAAGCGUACCUAAAUUUCAAGAAGGUUCUACAGAAGAAGAUUCAGGAAAUGCAGCUAUCACUAUCCCAAGUCUUUAAUGCAGAUGAAUCUGCCUUGUUCAUCAAGCUCCUAGCCACACGCUCUGUCGUUACCUGUGAUGAGACCGUAGCAAGCGGACGGAAGCAAAACAAGACAAGGUAUACGUUUAUGCCUUGCUCCAACAUAGAUGGUUCCCUAAAGCUUCCGUUGUAUUUCAUUUCCACUGCUGCAAAACCACGAGGAAUCAACAUCGAAGAACUUCCCGUUUCAUAUAAUCAUUCCAAAAAGGCUUGGAUGACCAGACUGUUGUUCCGUCAAUGGUUCCACGAAGAGUUUGUCCCCGCUGUUCGAAAAUUUUCGGCCGAGAGAGGAUUGGAGCCAAAGACAUUGCUGGUUCUUGAUAAUUGCACCAGUCAUUAUGACGUUGACGAAUCUCUACAGAGUGACGAUGGACUGAUUCAAGUGAUCUACCUCCCACCAAAUGUAACUGCUGAAUGCCAGCCGAUGGACCAAGCGGUCAUCAAUGCAAUCAAGCGAAAGUAUAAAAGAAAACUGAUGCUCGCAUUAAUUCUGGAAAACGAACACUUAAGUUUCGAAGAACGAUUGAAGAAGAUUAAUCUUCAACAGUGUAUUUCGUGGUUGGCAACCUCUUGGGAGGAGAUAUCUGACAAAACUAUACGUAAUUCGUGGAAGAAAUUGAUCGAUGGUUUGCCGGAGGAUGCUGAUAAUGUAGACUCGAAAGCGGCCGAUGAUGACUUCAAAGCGCUUGUGUCCAGGAUUGACAGUUUGGCAGGAACAAAAACAUGAGCAAGAUAUUGAUCUGUGGAUCAAAGAUCAGGUGUAUGAUGCUGAUCAUAAUCCAGAUUGGGUAACCAGUGAAGUGUUCUCUGAUGACGAGAUUUUGUCAUCAGUUCUCAAGAAAGAUCAACCUGAAAUGCAAGAAGAAUGGUUGGUAGACACAGAAGAUGGAAGUAAUUCGUUUGAUACUUCCAUUACUAGUACCGGAGAUCCUGAUUUUGGCGAUGCAAUCAAGUCAAUUGAUUGCCUAGUUCGCUAUAUGAAGCAUGAUGUUGCAGAAGUAUGCCGUUUGAACGCGCUACGUUCGAAAAUCACUGAAGUUGAAUGGCUAAAACGAGCAUGUUGAAGAACUCUACCAUUUUGUUGAAAAUGAAUUUACGUGGUUUGUUUAAUUUUGUUUGAAACGUUUAAAAUAAAUAUUGUUUUUGUUGAAUAA
This is a messenger RNA of Toxorhynchites rutilus septentrionalis, 2838 nucleotides long. Its product is annotated as jerky protein homolog-like. Gene Ontology annotation, molecular function: DNA binding. NCBI's taxonomy places the organism in Eukaryota, Metazoa, Arthropoda, Insecta, Diptera, Culicidae. The transcript has 2 exons. The coding region runs from base 1095 to 2411 and encodes 438 amino acids. The record is from RefSeq and is a predicted model, not a curated record. Gene Ontology annotation, cellular component: nucleus.